Molecule: messenger RNA, 1818 nt
Organism: Galleria mellonella (greater wax moth)
Lineage: Eukaryota; Metazoa; Arthropoda; Insecta; Lepidoptera; Pyralidae
Gene: Rpn6
Product: 26S proteasome non-ATPase regulatory subunit 11
Exons: 1
Coding region: 156-1421 (421 amino acids)
Biological process (GO): ubiquitin-dependent protein catabolic process
Cellular component (GO): proteasome regulatory particle, lid subcomplex
Molecular function (GO): structural molecule activity
Source: RefSeq, a predicted model, not a curated record
AACCCUGUCCGCGUCUACGAUUUGUUUCUGAAAGAAGGGGUCGUCGAUGACUUAGCGAUUAUACAGAGUUACAAAGAAAAAGUCUACUCAUUUUAGUGUGCUUUUGCUGUUUAUCCAAUACAUUUUUAUAGUAUAAGCAUAUAAAUAUACACAACAUGGCCGGAGCUAUGUUAUUCGAACGAUCACGCGUCUCGUCAUCAACGAACAGAGACGAAGACGUCCGCAUGACCGACAAAAUGGUUAGCACUGGCGAGGUACCCGAAGAUGACGAAGAAAACAUAAGAGCUAAGGAGCAAGGCAUUUUAAAUCUUGGUGAAAAAUAUAAAAAAGAAGGAAAGGCUAAGGAGUUGGCAGAACUAAUAAAAGCCACCAGACCUUUCCUUAGUCUGAUAAGUAAAGCGAAAGCAGCAAAAUUGGUCCGUUCACUGGUUGAUUUCUUCCUGGAUUUGGAAGCUGGCAUCGGUAUAGAAGUGCAACUUUGUAAAGAAUGUAUAGAAUGGGCGAAAGAAGAACGUCGCACCUUCCUAAGACAGUCUCUAGAAGCGAGAUUAAUCGCCCUUUAUUUCGACACAGGUAUGUAUACGGAAGCCCUAGACUUGGCCACAGCACUCCUCAAAGAAUUGAAGAAAUUAGAUGACAAAAAUUUAUUAGUGGAAGUUCUCCUUUUAGAGAGCAAAACUUACCAUGCACUUAGCAAUUUGCCUAAAGCCCGUGCCUCAUUGACGUCCGCGAGAACUACUGCCAAUGCUAUUUAUUGUCCACCCAAAAUGCAAGCAGCGCUUGAUUUACAAUCUGGAAUACUUCAUGCUGCAGAUGAACGUGAUUUCAAAACUGCUUACUCAUAUUUCUAUGAAGCAUUUGAAGGUUAUGAUGGAGCUGAUAGCCCUAAAGCAUUAACAGCAUUGAAAUACAUGUUGCUCUCCAAGAUAAUGUUAAAUCAGGCAGAGGAAGUGUCUACAGUAUGUGGCAGUAAAGCAGCCCUCAAAUAUGCAGGCAAGGAACUAGAAGCAAUGCGGGCCGUUGCGACUGCUUCACAUAAGCGGUCACUCGCUGAUUUCCAAGCUGCAUUGAAAACAUAUAAACGGGAAUUGGAAGAGGAUGCAGUUGUUCGUGCCCAUCUUGGAGCUUUAUAUGACACAAUGUUAGAACAGAACUUAUGUCGCAUUGUGGAGCCAUAUAUGCGUGUGCAAGUAGACCAUGUGGCACGCUCCAUCCGUCUCCCUGUAGUACAAGUUGAAAAGAAACUGUCGCAAAUGAUUUUGGACAAGAAAUUGAAUGGUAUCCUGGAUCAAGGUGAAGGCGUUCUUAUUGUGUUCGAUGAAUCCCCCCUGGAGAAGACUUAUGAGACUGUUCUUGAGACCAUCCAUCAUAUGAGCAAGGUUGUUGAUACACUUUACCAGAAAGCCAAGAAACUUUCAUAGACCUGUGUAAAUUUGUUGUAGCAUUAAAAAUAUUAAUGUAUAUCAAGGUAACCAUAAAUUUUCUGUUCAAACGGUUGUAAAUGAAACUAUUUUUUGAAUGAAUGCAAAAUCAUCAUUUGUACCACAAUGUUCUAAGCUAUAUAGUAACAUGGAAAAUAUCAUCAAAAAAAAAGUAAAAAGUGUUUUAGAAAUCGGGGAAUCGCUGUGACACCAGAAUCCCAUGGUCUGACAUCAUUCAUUAUUGGAUAGCUAUUUUAUUUUAUUGUAAAAAUAUUCAAUAGUUUGAUUAUUAAAUGUUCUAAUCCUCAACUUUGAUUUUAUAUUGUCUUUUUAUCUUAAGCUAGUGAAAAAUUAUAAUAUUCUGUUUUAUUGAGAAAAAUAAAAGGUGUUCUCCAAA